Molecule: messenger RNA, 2826 nt
Organism: Pseudogymnoascus verrucosus
Lineage: Eukaryota; Fungi; Ascomycota; Leotiomycetes; Thelebolales; Thelebolaceae
Exons: 1
Coding region: 199-2613 (804 amino acids)
Biological process (GO): carbohydrate metabolic process
Molecular function (GO): hydrolase activity, hydrolyzing O-glycosyl compounds
Source: RefSeq, a predicted model, not a curated record
UCAUUCUCCAUCCACAGGCUUUUUGGUUGCCCAACACCAGAAUAAUGUUGCUAAACAUGGUGGGGUGGACAGAGGAUGUCUGAAGUACCACGAAAAACCCUUCCGGGUUACAUUCUUUGUUUCGACACUAUAUAAUCAACACCCCAACUACGAUUCCGAAUUGCGUUGACCAGAAGGAAUUGCUUUAACUCAAUCAACAUGGACAAAUACGCAUUUCCAUGCGAACCACUGGCCAGUCCGGAUGCUGUGGUGGCCGAGGCAAACUAUCGCUUUACACUUCUGGGUGGCAAUGUGAUUCGCUAUGAAUGGUCCUCCGACGGCCAAUUCGAGGACCGCGCCUCAACCUUUGCCAUGAAUAGAAGGUUUCCGGUACCCAAUCAUGAGAUUCGAGAUGUGGAUGAUCAGCUGGAUAUUAUCACGCCUUCGUUUCAUCUCACUUACGACAAACAACGAUUUAGUCCCAGCGGCCUCAUGGUCACCUUCAACAGCAAAGUCACACUGUGGGGAUCGGAGUGGAGGUACGGCAGUGACCCUGAGAACAAUCUCGGCGGUACAGCACGAACAUUAGAUGAGGUAGAUGGCCGAUGCGACCUAGGUGCGGGAAUUAUCUCAAGGUCAGGUUUUGCUAGCUUGGAUGACAGCAACUCCAUGCUCUUCGAUGGAAAAGGUUUUGUUGCAACUCGGCAGCCGGGUGAUCGCAUUGAUGGGUAUUUGUUCUACUACGGCCACGAUUUCAAGGGAGCCAUGAGAUCCUUCUAUGCCAUCUCUGGUGACCAACCCCAGCUGCCAAGAUGGGCGCUCGGGAAUUGGUGGAGUCGCUACCAUGCGUACAGCGCAGAUGAGUAUAUCAGUUUGAUGGACAAAUUCACCAAUCGAGGAAUUCCUCUCUCGGUAGCUGUGAUUGACAUGGACUGGCAUCUUGUUGAUGAUGAACGAGUUCCUCAUACCGGAUGGACGGGAUACACUUGGAAUAAAACCCUUUUCCCAGACCCAUCCGAAUUUGGCAAAGCAUUACACAACCGUAAACUCAAGAUUACGUUGAACGAUCACCCGCAUGCUGGCGUGCAUCACCACGAGGACCUCUACGAAGAAAUGGCACUCGCUUUGAAUCACGAUACCUCGAAGAAAGCUCCAAUCUUGUUCAACUCCACAUGUCCCAAAUUCAUGGACGCCUACCUGAACAUACUCCAUCGGGGCAUUGAAAAUAUCGCCUGCGAUUUCUGGUGGAUCGACUGGCAACAAGGAGCUAGCUCCCGCGUACCAGGACUUGAUCCCCUCUGGUUGUUGAACCAUUUUCAUUUCCUUGACAGUGCGCACACGAAGACUAUAGAUCAACCUCUGAUAUUUUCCCGCUACGCUGGCCCUGGAAGCCACAGGUACCCAGUAGGAUUUUCUGGGGACACCAUUACUAGCUGGGCGACUUUCGAGUUUCAGCCAGAAUUUACUGCCACUGCCUCGAACAUAGGGUACGGCUGGUGGAGCCACGAUUUAGGUGGACAUAUGAAGGGCGAGCGAGAUGACGAAUUGGUCACUCGGUGGGUUCAGUUUGGGGCAUUUUCGCCGAUUCUACGACUCCAUUCCUCGAACAGCCCCUGGACAUCGAAGGAGCCGUGGUCGUACCACAAGGAAAGCGAAACCAUCAUUCAGCACUUCAUGCAGUUCCGUCACCGCCUCGUGCCUUAUCUAUACACAGUGAACGCUGAAACCGCCGCUUCUCACCAACCAUUAAUUCAACCUAUGUACUGGAGCUUCCCUUCACGAGACGUUGCCUACGAGGUCCCCAACCAAUAUUAUUUUGGUCCACAUCUGAUUGUGGCACCAAUUGUUAAGCCGCGGGACAGAAGAACGGGCCAAGGCAUGGUCAAGGGCUGGAUCCCUCCUCAUAGACAUGUCGAUAUUUUCACUGGCAUUGUCUAUGAUGGCGAUAGAGAGCUCAACAUGUAUCGUUCUCUAGAACAAAUACCUGUCUUGGCCCCCGAAGGUGCCAUCAUCCCCCUAGAUGGGAAGCUCGUGCCUGAUAACGGAUGUGGAAACCCCGAAAAUUUCGAGGUCCUCGUGGUUGUUGGUCGAGACGGCGAGUUCACUAUUAUUGAGGACGCUCGAGAUGAUAUCGUGAAGCCAGAAACCGGGAUAGUUGACCAAGAACCGCGCACUGCCAAAAUUCAGUAUAAGCAGGAUUCUGGGCAGCUUAAGGCAACCAUCAAGGGAGGUGCAUGGUCCUUUAGGUUUCUCUCGAUGACCGAGAUACCCUCAUCUUUGAAGGUCACCGUCAAUGGUUCCGACAUAAGUGAUGCAGAUAUCAUGGUCGAGAACUAUCCUCUCGUCCCAAGUAUGGUUGUGACAUUCCAACCACUCGCCGACGGCGAGAACGAGUUGAUUAUCGACAUGGGUCCCUCUCCACAACUGAGUGUGCUGGAUCAUUCCAGCCGUAUCAGUGACCUGCUUCGGAAUUACCAAACGGAGUUUGAGAUUAAAGACAGAAUAUGGGCUCUCGUCGGCCAACCUGACCGCCCUGCCACUGUCAAGAUAGGAGGACUUUUGAGCAUAGGUAUUGAUGAAGCCUUGACCGGGCCCAUAGCAGAGUUGAUGUGCUCGGACAGCCGAAGCGCUUGAUUCUGUCUGGUGCCUGGAACAAGUAGUCUCUGAUCUAUCUAUGGCUAUGGUCGGUGUUUCGGAAUCCAUUUCACUUUAAUUCAAGUUGGCAUUACGAAGGAUACUCACAUGAGUUAUUCACUAUAGAAGGAGGAACAAAAUUCUUGUCGUAUUUAGAUCUAAUGAAGCAAAUUGGUCAUGUAUGACAUGAUAUGCAUGAUUGUUAUAUUCGAG